GUGUGUGUUUGUGUGUCAACGUGUGUGUGUAUGUUUGCAUGAGAGAGAGAGCAGGUGUGAGGUUAAUGGGACAGUAAGGAAUGCAUUCUGUGCAGUAUCAGCAGAGUGGCAGUAGGGGGUGGUGUGCCCCUCUUCCACCUCUGCUCCUCUCUCUCCUCCUCCUAUCCUUUGCUGUGGGACCAGGCCAAGCAGUCAUUCACUUUCCCCCAAACUAUGAAAUGCAUGAAUUCCGCCAGCCUCCACUGAUCUCAGGUCAGCCACACCCCACCCUGGCAUUCUCUAUGGAUGAUAUCAGUCUCGCCUGCGAGGCCUCCGGAAAUCCCACACCCACUUUUCGUUGGCUAAAAGAUGGGCAGGAAUUUGACCCCGCGGGAGAUCCCCUUCUGUCUACAAGGCCGGGUUCUGGAACCUUCUCCAUGACUUCCUUCAAUGGCGCCAUCAACCAGUAUCAGGGCAACUACACCUGCUAUGCCUCUAACGAGCUUGGCACUGCCGUUUCUGACGAGGUUCAGUUAAUUACAGAAAACACCCCGUUCCCACAGAAGGAGAAACACAUCAGGAAGACAGUGGUGGAGGGGGAGAGUGUAGUGCUCAUCUGCAACCCCCCAUUCAGUACAGAGCCCCCCCUCAUCCACUGGAUGGAUGACAAGCUGCAUCACAUUGAGCAGAGUGACCGCGUGACCCAGGGCCUCGAUGGAAACCUCUACUUCGCCCAUGUGAUCCUAGAUGAUAGCCGCAGUGACUACAGCUGCCACGCCCAGUACAUCACUGCCAGGACCAUCCUGCCAAAAGAACCCAUCACCCUCACCGUCACCCCAUCCAACACUGUCGUGCGCAACAGGAAGCCACAGCUGCUCAGGCCUACUGGCUCCCGCAGCUCUUAUCUGGCCCUCAAGGGCCGCAGCUUUCAUCUGGAGUGCAUUCCCCAGGGAUUCCCCACUCCUUCCAUUCAAUGGGUGAGAAAGGAUGGGGUGCUGUCUGAGACUCGUACCUCCAACCAAAGCUCCGGCAGACUGCUACACUUCAGUAACAUCUCCGAGGCGGAUGCUGGAGAGUAUCAGUGCCUGGCUAAAAACAUACAGGGAAUAGCCACGCACACAUACACUCUCAGGGUGGAAGCGGUGCCAUACUGGACCAAACGCCCUGAGAGUGAGCUGUACGCCCCAGGAGACACAGUGAAGCUGGAGUGCCAGGCAGAGGGCAUUCCCAUCCCAACUGUCAUCUGGAUGAUGAAUGGAAAGCCCCUCUCAGAUGUUGAGCCAAUCUCCAGACGUAGUGUCCAGGGGGGCACUCUGGUCCUGAGAGAUGUGAGACUUGGUGACACGGCUGUAUUCCAGUGCCAGGCCUCCAACACGCAUGGUACCAUCCUGGUCAAUGCCUACAUCUACAUCCUCAAGGUGCCUGCUCAAAUAUUGACAGAGGACAGGCAGAUGUACACUGUGACAGAAGGACAGACAGCUCAACUGGACUGCAAAACUUUUGGCUCCCCCAGACCCACACUAGCAUGGGAAAGUGAGCAGUCUGAGCUGGUGUCUCACUCCAGAGUGUCUCAGCUGGACACUGGAGCCCUGCAGAUCACCAAUGCCUCCCACAAGGACAGUGGCUACUACACAUGCUCCAUCCUCAACUCCAGCCUCUCUGUCACCGCCCUGCUGGAAGUGCUAAACAAGACAGUGAUUGUGACCCCACCUCAGGCCCUGCACACCCAGCGGGGACAUGAGGCUGUCUUGGGCUGCCAUGCCCAGGUGGACCCCCAGCUGGCCCCUCCCCAGAUUCAGUGGAGGAUGGAUGGACAGAAGCUGUUUGAAUCCUCCUCUGACAAGUACAAAUUUGAUGGCCCUUUCCUCACAAUCUAUAAUGUCCAAUCAGAUGACGCAGGGGAGUAUACCUGUGAGGUCAUCACACGGCUGGACAUGGCAGAGGCCACUGGGUCCAUCAUUGUCGUGGACCGGCCAGAACCCCCUUCCCUGCCAGACCUCCUUGAGCAGCAGGAUCGCAGUGUGACUCUGAGCUGGAUCGCUGGAGAGGAUAACCACAGCCCAAUACUUGAGUUUGUGGUGGAGUUUGAGGAGCAGCAGUUUGGACAGGCGAAGUGGGAGGAAGCCCUGCGGGUCUCAGGGGAUGUGGAGGAGGCUGAUGUUAUGCUGCAGCCCUUUGGUUCCUACCGCUUCCGGGUCAGAGCUGUGAACGCAGUGGGAAGGAGUGACCCCAGUGACAUUUCCGACAUACAUACUACACCUCCUGCAGCUCCAGAGAAUAACCCUGAGGGUGUGCGCAGUGAGUCCACCCAAUCAGACAUCCUGGUGAUUACAUGGGAGGAGAUGGACAAGAAGAGCUUCUAUGGUCCUGAGUUUAAGUAUAAAGUGAUGUGGAGGAAGGCCACUGGCCAUCCAGAUUCUCACUGGCACCACAAAAUGACCACCUCCCCUCCCAUCAGUGUCACAGGAGCUGGUGCCUUCACAGCCUAUGAAAUAAAAGUCCAGGCUGUCAAUCAAAUUGGGGAAGGUCCAGACCCCAGUGCUGUGAUUGGGUACUCUGGGGAGGACGUUCCACUGGAGCCCCCAAUGGAGGUUGGAGUUAAUCUGAUUAACAGCACUGCCGUGCGGGUGAAAUGGGCUCCCAUAAACAAGGACACAGUGCGUGGACACUUGCAUGGAUACAGGGUACACCUGCAUAAACCCUCUGCUGGUGGGCAUGACCGCUGGGAGCGGGGGCGAAGGGAGGAGGAGGAGAGUAUAUUAGUGGCCCAGACAAGACCCAACGAGGAGACAAAGCUUCUUGGAGACCUACAGCCAUACACUCACUAUACUGUUACUGUCACUGUCUUCAACAGCAAGGGGGAGGGGCCUCAUUCUGAGCCACUUCCCUUCCGCACUCUUGAGGGAGUUCCAAGUAAGCCCACUUCACUGCGGUUGGACAGCCCAUCAGAAACAGAGAUGACACUGCACUGGACCCCCCCUGCCAAGCCCAAUGGUGUUCUAAUUGGAUACCUGCUGCAAUACCAUCAGAGUGGGGAUGGCAGAGACAAACAGCUACAUGAGGAGAUAAUUGACCACACUGCAUCUCACAUCACCGUGGGCCAUCUCGACCCCCACAGUCACUACCUCUUCUCCCUCCGGGGCCGUACCUCUGCUGGGAAUGGGGAAGCCAUUGUCAAGGAAGGCGCCACCUUACUCGAGGGAGUUCCUCCAUCCAACAUUAGCAUGUCCAUUGGAGAGACAUCAGUCAACCUGAGCUGGGUGUCAGGAGAGAGAUACAGAAAUGUGGGCUUCCACAUCUUCUACCGCAACAUGAAUGACGGAAAUGAGUGGGUGGAAUCGGAGCAGCUGAAUUCCACUCAGUCCUUCUACCAGCUCCAGGGCUUGGAACCUGGAACCAAGUACUGCCUUCACUUCAUCUUCAGCAACAGCACCUUCUGGGAGAUUGAACUCAAGACCACUGGACAAGACCAAAGUGCCUGGGCAUGGAAGAUGAAAGGGGGAUUUGCCACUGAAGGCUGGUUUAUUGGCCUUAUCACUGCCAUUGUGCUGCUGCUGCUGGUGCUGCUAAUUCUCUGCUCUGUUAAACGGAGCAAAGGUGGCAAGUAUUCAGUCAAGGACAAGGAAGCAAGCCAGGUAGACUCUGAGGCGCGGCCUAUGAAGGAUGACACUUUUGGCGAGUACAGAUCUCUGGAGAGUGACAAUGAGGAGAAGCAGACGGCUAGCCAGUCCUCUCUGUGUGUUGGCAGCAAGAUGGGCAGUGAGGGCAGUCUGAUGGAACAUGCCCACGGUAUGGAUGCCAGCUUCAACAAGGAAGCCUCCUUCACUGGCCAAUACACUGAGCAUAGGGGAGAGCCUGGGGACAGUCUUGUACCCACCUCUCCUAUCAUGCCCCUCACCGCACCUCCCACCAGUCCAGGCCUCCCUAUCUCUGAAGUCCUGGCCUGAAGAAAUAGGUCAGAGAAGGAAGCCUUGACAGUCUGGCACACCAACACUGACGUUAGACACUGAUACUCUGACUGACUUAACAAUUUACACACUAACCGAGGACUAAUACCGCCACGCAUUGAUCAGACAGAUAGACACAGUGCCUGACUGACAUUCUGCCAAAGUGAUCCAUCAACUCACCAGAUUUCUCUAAGAAUGACUGUAUGAGACACUGAGACUCAGGCUGACCAAAGCAGGGCCCAAUCGACACACUGAUACUGCUGCCAGACAGACAUGAUGCUAGAAGCAAAGUGACACACACACAAUGUGUGCAUCUAAUGAAGUAUCCUGCUAAUUGUUUACAGAUCUCACCAAGCCUUCUUUUAGGUAGUUUACAGACAGUGGAUUGACAAUGCUGAGGACAUUAUCCCUCUCGCUCUCUCUCUUUCUCAAAAAAUCUUGUUUUCCAUAUUGUUUGUAUGAAAGAGGGAUAUUGUUUAGCCAACCAACUGACAAAUGAAUGGAUGAAAGAAAAUAGACAGGAAAUUCACGCAAAUACAAAGCCAAAAAAGCAAGGAAAGGCAUAAAGAGGGCCAAGUGACAGGAGAUGACAGAACUGACACAGGAAAUAAGAAGAAAGGGCACAUACAGAGCUAAUGUGAACAAAGAGACCAGUAAAAAAGACAAAAAGAAAGAAAAUGACAGCACAGAUCCAAUACAUUAGGACAAACAGACAGAAAUGGCAGCAAAAUACAGGAAAUGUGAACAAAACACUGAAAAUAAUGAGAUGGAAAGCAAGAACAGAAAGGCCAGAAAGUAAAGAGACAUGAAAGCAGAUUCAAUGAACUACAUGAAAAAAUGGAGAAUGAUUGAAAGGAGACAUGUACAUGUAGA
This is a messenger RNA of Megalops cyprinoides (Indo-Pacific tarpon), 4799 nucleotides long. It is a transcript of the gene l1cama, whose product is annotated as L1 cell adhesion molecule, paralog a. The transcript is spliced from 28 exons. Bases 81 to 3926 code for a protein of 1281 amino acids. The record is from RefSeq and is a predicted model, not a curated record. Gene Ontology annotation, biological process: brain development; cell-cell adhesion. NCBI's taxonomy places the organism in Eukaryota, Metazoa, Chordata, Actinopteri, Elopiformes, Megalopidae. Gene Ontology annotation, molecular function: cell-cell adhesion mediator activity.